Messenger RNA from Lottia gigantea (owl limpet), 516 nucleotides. RefSeq lists its product as hypothetical. The transcript is spliced from 5 exons. NCBI's taxonomy places the organism in Eukaryota, Metazoa, Mollusca, Gastropoda, Lottiidae. Bases 1 to 516 code for a protein of 171 amino acids. The record is from RefSeq and is a predicted model, not a curated record. Gene Ontology annotation, cellular component: membrane.
AUGGCACGGUCUAAGGAUGAAAAACAUACAUGUAGAACUGUAUAUUUACAUGCAUUAAUAAAAAUAAUGGGUAUACUAAUUACUGCAUGUGGAUCAUGGAUAUUGAAUGAGAGAACUAAAUUAGCUAGAGAAAUAUCAGAAUUUAUGUUAAAUCCAGCUGUAAUAAUCUCUGUAUUUGGUAUUAUUCUGGUGUUUAUUACUUUAUUUGGCUGUAUUGGUACUAUCCGUGAAAAUAUACUUCUAAUCAAAACUCUUCAUUACAGUUUAACAGUUGUAUUGUUUAUUGAGUUAAUAUUAUCAGUUAUUGUGGUGGUAUUUUAUCAAACACCUAAAUUAAGGCACUACCUACAUUCUGCACCAGAGGAAGUUUUUAAGAAUGCUAUCAAACUCUAUCAUGACGAUGAACAUCUUGAGGAAUGGUUAGAUUUAAUACAGAUGGAGGGAGAUUUUAUUAAUAGAAUGUGUGUAUUCGUGUUCUGGAUAAACCGUGUUAAAUUAAGCAAACUCUUUGAUUAA